Molecule: messenger RNA, 3260 nt
Organism: Xiphophorus hellerii (green swordtail)
Lineage: Eukaryota; Metazoa; Chordata; Actinopteri; Cyprinodontiformes; Poeciliidae
Product: transmembrane prolyl 4-hydroxylase-like
Exons: 9
Coding region: 185-1702 (505 amino acids)
Biological process (GO): peptidyl-proline hydroxylation to 4-hydroxy-L-proline
Cellular component (GO): endoplasmic reticulum
Molecular function (GO): L-ascorbic acid binding; iron ion binding; procollagen-proline 4-dioxygenase activity
Source: RefSeq, a predicted model, not a curated record
GUCGUUUUUUUCUUGAAAAAAACAGGAGUUUGCAAUGGGGCUAACUCUGUAGCUAGCUAAACAGCCCAAGUAUGCUAAUGUAAAUAGCUAGCUAACAUUUUACAAGAUAGCUCAAGACUAGCUGGUUUGUGUUUUUACGUUACACUGUAAACACUUUAAUAUAAUAUCUAACUGUGUGUUGUAAAUGAUGGAUGAAGCUCAAGAAGAUUUAUUGGAACACGAAGAUAUCAGCCUGAAGCCGUUAUCACCGCCUUACAAUAUUCCUCCUCUUCGAUCCACUCGGCUGCACAUCCAGAGAAGCAAUGUUUGCUCUCGGGCUUACUUCGUGGUGGUCAUGGUCUUCUUCCAUGUUUACAUCUUGAAUGUCAUCGCCCUACUACUCUAUGUGCACUACAACAACGGCCCCGGGGAUUUAGUAAGUGGAGAUGGGGCGUCCCCUGCUCCAGUCAUCAACACGGACAGGCGCUUGCCCCAACCUGCUCCAUCGGGGAGAGAGUUACAUGUGGAGGAAUACAGUCAGAGUUUCAGCCUACAUCGUAUGGAGGGGAUACGGGUUGGACAUGUUCAACAUGUGUCUGUAGUACCAGACAGAACACACGAGAUGAAAACACUCAGUCUGAAACCUUUGCUGUUUGAGAUCCCUGGUUUCCUAUCCGAGGAGGAGUGCCGUGUGGUGAUACAGCUGGCCCAGCUCAAAGGUCUGAUGGACAGCCAGGCAGCAACACUUAGCCAAGAUCAAACAGAGUUAAACCAGCCGCUGCUUUCUCUAAGCACGGAAGAGGUCUUCCGUCUGUUGGACCUGAACCAAGACGGGUUUCUUCAGAAGCAAGAGAUUGUGAGUCAUUCUCGUUCUCGAGAUGGGACGUGGUUAAGCCCUGAUAACUUACGGCAAAUACUGACUGGCCUGGAAGCCUCUCCAACAGGAAUACUGACACUCGGAGAGUUUCGGCGUGUUUAUGAUGUGUCCCAGCGUCCACGGCAACAGCGAAGCGGGAGCCUGCAUAGUCACUUUAAGCAGAGAAACAGACAUACAUGGCUCUUUCAGGGGCUUGGAUCUCACCGCGUUCUUCAAACCCUCAGGAAAAGAGUAAUCGCUCUGACUCGUCUGCCCUCUGCACUUCUGGAACUAAGUGAGCCACUGCAGGUCUCCCGCUACGAGCACGGAGACUUCACCAACGCUCACUAUGAUAGCAGCUCGUCUCAGUCAGAGACCACCUGUGCACACACACGGCUGGCAGGAAACACGUCUGCUCUCACAGAGGUCUCCUGCAGGUAUUUGACGGUGUUAUUUUACCUCAGCUCUGUUGAGAAAGGUGGUGAAAGUACCUUUCCUGUAGCGGACAAUCGUACUUACGAUGAGCAGGCUCUGGUCCAGGAUGGAGUUGAUUUGACGGACACUCAACAGGCGUGUGGCAAAGGGAACCUGAGACUGACCCCAACUGCUGGAACAGCUCUCCUCUGGUAUAAUCAUCUCUCUGAUGGCAGAGGUUGGAUGGGCGAGUUAGACGAGUAUUCCCUGCAUGGUGAUUGUCCAGUCAAGCGAGGAGUAAAGUGGGUGGCCAACAGCUGGGUGAAUGUGGACCCCGAUCACCAGCAGCAGGCUCGCUACCAGAGACUAGUUGCUCAAAGGCAUCAAGCCAAGUCUGGUAUGGAUGAGCACUACCAAUCUCUGUCACACAGCGACCUCCACCUGGAUCUAUAGCCAGACUGUGAAACAACAUGACAUCAAAACAUUGCUUUGGAAAUGGAGUCAUUCCGUCUAGUGAGGUCUGACUGACAUUUACACAUCAGAUGAUGAGGAGGACUUUGCAAAAGUCAGGAGCAGCCCGCAUUAUUUUAUAGAUGUUGCUAUAAAGGACCCAGACGUUCUGGUCAUUUUAAAAUUACAGCAUUUUUACACUAAAAAGUCAGUCCCAAAGAGCUGAAAACUUACAUAACACUAAGAUCAACUGAUAUAUAAUCUAUCUGUGUUCCAGUUUUAUGCCUUUGCUCAAUUUGUUUCUAUUUCCUAAAGCUGCGAUCAGCAGACGCUAAUCAUUUGCUUUAAGUCAUAUCAUAAUCCUCAUUUCUUCAUCACUUGGCCAGUUUCUUCAGAUUCUUUUAAACUCCACAACUUCUUAAGUGAGGUUAUGCAAUAAUUUAGCCAAGAUCAGUUUUUGUUAGAUUUUUUUUACCUUUAACAGCAAAAGACAAUUUAUUGUUGGUUCUCAGUCAAAUUGUUUGUGUAGGCACAGCACUAGAUUUAGAUGCCUUUAUUCGUUCUUUAAUGAUUCAUAGGUUAAUGUUGUAUGGAUUACCGAGCUCAAAAGACAUUCCUUUGACACAUUUUAGGUACAAGAAUUGAACAGAAAUAUAUUUAAAUUAGUUAUUGUUAAAGAGUUGUGAAAGUCUCAAGACUAUAUCAGUUUCAUACAAGCAGGUCAGGCCUUUAAGUGCAAAAUUUAAGCGAUAAAGGGAGGCUCUAGACUUUUGCAUUGUUCUUAGUCGAUAUGAUAAUUGCACAUAAUAGCAUCACAUAUCUCUUUUCAUAAAAUAUCAUGAUUUUAAUACUGAUGGGGCCAAUUCCCUAGAAUUUAAUUCAUAAGAGACAUUAUCCAGAAAUUUAAGAGUGUAAAUGUUUCUAACCUUAACCGCACCUUAAAAAUAUAUAACUGAUAAAGAGUGAUAGCUAUUUCUAAACAAAAUGAGGGGAGAUGCAAAAACGUGCAGUCAAAUGUAAGAGAUAAGCUAGCUAGUGUGCAUUUUUUGGUUUGUGAGGCUUUUGCCCCUGCUUCAGGUUAUUCUUAUUUAUUUUCUUAUUUAUUGCUUUGAAAUCGAAGCCUUUUGUUAGAAGUUACCACAAUGCUCAUCUGUGAAUGUGUUUCCUGAGGGAAAAUGUUUCUCAGAUCUUUUCUUUUAGCUCUGUACUUCAUAUCUAUGUCCAGAGACGAUGAUCUGUUAUCAUGAAGUGUUAUUUAAUAGGACUUUGUUGUCAUCCUGUAAAACCAGGAGUCAGGAUUUAAAUGGACUGGACCGAAUAAUACACAGACAGUCCUUCAGGUAAAAGACAAAUGUAGGUCUUUGAUAUGUUUUGCUGAGUGUUUUUUCCACACAAAAAUAUAUUUAUUGUCUCAGACUAUUUAUUUAUUUAUUACCACAAAUUGGUAAUUUUAUUUAAAGACCUGGGUAUUUAUAAAUGGUUGACAUUGCACCCAAUCUGUAAGUGUGUACAUGUGUGUGUUGAAAUGUUUACUAUAUAAAGCUAUGUUUUAUUAACGGUG